AUGUACACCACUACAAACAACUCCUGGGCUACUGAACAGAGAAUGGGUAAAGUAGCAAACAAUACCUGUGGAAUUGACUUCACCUCUGAUCAGGUCAUUCUCCCUGUGGUGUACGGAUUUGUCUUCUGCAUUGGGCUGCCCACUAAUUUCCUGGCCCUUUACGGCCUGUAUCGUCUGGUCAAAACUGAGAAUGUCCUUCCCGUCUUCGUCAUCAACCUCCUGUUAUCAGACCUCCUACAAAUCAGCACAUUGCCUUUCUGGAUGGACUACUACAGCAGCAUUCACACUUGGAAUUUCGGUGUGGAAGCUUGCAGCAUUAUUGGUUGUAUUUUCUAUAUAAGCAUGUUUGUCAGCAUCUUCUUCCUGUGCUGCAUCGCCUUGGAGAGAUAUCUGGCCAUUGUUCAUCCUCUUUGGUUUCGUAAGCAUGGCAAGCUUAGGAACACCUGCUUGAUUUGUGCGGGCCUGUGGGUGUUUGUUAUCUUGGUCACUUCUGUGGCUUUUAAGCUUGGUUUUGAUGAUGCUGAAAGCAGCCUGUGCAUGGAAAAGUAUCCCUCUGAUCGGAGCUUUGCUGUUUUUCAGUUGGUUGCCAUGGCAAUAACCUUUCCCCUACCCUUGUGGUUCCUCAUUUUUCUCUACCGUGGAAUUCAAAGAAACAUCAAUAAUGUAAUUUCAGUGCCAGACGAGGAGAAAAAAAGAAUUGUUGGCUUACUGUCACUUAUCAUAAUCAUCUUCAUUCUGGUCUUUGGCCCCUUCCAUCUCAUGUGUUACGUGAAUUAUAUCGGGGUUCUGUUAUUUGAAGACAGCUGUGAUUAUGAAUCCAGAAUCUUUAUCUAUUUCCAAUUUGCUAUUGGUUUACUCAGCCUCAACAGCGCCCUGGAUCCAAUCAUGUACCUAUUCCUGAGGAAAGACUACAGGAAGGUGAUGAUCAGCUCUUUUCCACACCUACAGAGGAUGAGUAUUUGGAGUUUGGGACUUGCAGCUAAUCAACCAGACAGCACCUCUGCACAGACUGCACACACAGUGUAG
Polyodon spathula (Mississippi paddlefish) is the source of this 1026-nucleotide messenger RNA. RefSeq names its product G-protein coupled receptor 4-like. Gene Ontology annotation, cellular component: membrane. The transcript has a single exon. Gene Ontology annotation, biological process: G protein-coupled receptor signaling pathway. The record is from RefSeq and is a predicted model, not a curated record. Gene Ontology annotation, molecular function: G protein-coupled receptor activity. Lineage: Eukaryota; Metazoa; Chordata; Actinopteri; Acipenseriformes; Polyodontidae. The coding region runs from base 1 to 1026 and encodes 341 amino acids.